AUGUCGGCCUCCAGUCAAUCCAGAGCUGCCAAUGAAUUCCGCAGUGAUACCUUCACGACCCCGACGCCAUCCAUGUUGGAGGCGAUGGCGAAUGCCACCUUCGGCGAUGACGUGUAUCAGGAAGACAAGAUGACCACUGAGUUCCAAAAUGAGAUCGCCCGAUUGACUGGAAUGGAGGACGCUAUUUUCAUGCUAUCGGGAACCAUGGGAAAUCAAAUCGGCGUUCGUGUUCAUCUGUUCCAACCACCGCAUUCGGUGCUCUGCGACUAUCGGGCCCAUAUCUACGCCGCAGAGGGGUCGGGUCUGGCCGUUUUGUCUCAAGCUAUGGUGACUCCGGUGCAUCCUAAAAAUGGGCUUUAUUUGACCUUGGAAGAUGUGGAGAACUGGGUCAUUCUUGGGGAUGAUAUACACAUCGCGCCUACAAAGGUCAUCUCUCUUGAAUUGACUAUCGGUGGUGUUCUCACGCCAAUCGAAGAGAUCGAGAAGAUUUCAAAGUUUGCGCAUGCACAUAAUAUCAAGGUCCACUGCGAUGGUGCUCGACUGUGGAAUGCUUCUGCGGCUACCGGCAUCCCAUUGGCAGAUUACUGUCAAUAUUUCGACAGCAUCUCCAUGUGCGUCUCCAAGGGCCUCGGCGCGCCCGUUGGCGGAGUCCUUGCUAGUACCAAGGCAAACAUCAAGCAGGCUAGAUGGCUUCGCAAACAACAAGGUGGUGGCAUUCGCCAGGCUGGUGUAUUGACAUCCGCGGCCAUGGUUGCGCUAAAGGAAGUGUGGCCAACCAUGAAAGAAACGCACGCAAAGACCAAGAAACUCGAGGAAGAUUUGAAAGCCAUGGGAGUUGUGCCGCAAAUCCCAGUCGACACGAAUUUCUUCUUCAUCGACGCUAAGAAGUCGAACAUUGACAUGGGGAUUCUGCUCGAACAGUGCCAGAAGUUCAACGUGAAGCUGCAGGAUGAGCGAAUUGCCAUGCAUCAUCAAGUCAGCGAUGAAGCGCUUGAGAACCUCAAAGCUGCCAUUGCUGAGUCAGUGGCUUUGACCAAGGAAUUGCCGCCUGGAUACGUUCCCAAGAUCAAGCCAGCGGGGUAUGGCAGUAGUUCGAAGAUGAAUGAGUAUAAUUAG
Penicillium cinerascens is the source of this 1116-nucleotide messenger RNA. Its product is annotated as threonine aldolase family protein. The record is from RefSeq and is a predicted model, not a curated record. Gene Ontology annotation, molecular function: L-allo-threonine aldolase activity. The coding region runs from base 1 to 1116 and encodes 371 amino acids. Gene Ontology annotation, cellular component: cytosol. The transcript has a single exon. Gene Ontology annotation, biological process: L-threonine catabolic process; glycine biosynthetic process. Lineage: Eukaryota; Fungi; Ascomycota; Eurotiomycetes; Eurotiales; Aspergillaceae.